AAAUGGCAGCCCCCAGACCUGGAAAUGAUGAAAGAGGAUGGAAUGAUCCACCUAUGUUUGAUUAUGUAUCUCCUAUAGCUAUUGCCAAUGAAGCAUCUACACAGAAGAAAACUCAGCUAAAUAAACGUGUGGCUUUUCCUUUGAGUGGCACUACUUCUUCUCCAGAUGCAGUCCUCAAUCCUGAUCAAGGACCACCUAAAUUAACUCCUGAAUUUCAAAUCUUACCCCCAGCUACAACUCUAGAAACACCCACACCUGUGCCUAUGUUAGUUCCCUCCCUGGUUCCAACUCCUACCCCAUGUGUUCCAACUACCCCUCUCCCUGUUUGUCCCGGAGAACAGUGUUUAAAUGAUCUAGUCAGUAAAUUAGGAAUAGAACAAUCUGAGUUACAGUCUUAUGUUUAUAAACAUUUUAAUGAAAUGGUGACUAAAUUACAACAAGAUAAGUUACAGGGUCGAGCUGGUGAAGAUGUCAAGAGAAGAUUAGGUUUAAUGAACGAGUUGUGGUCUGAAGGCAAACUUUCAGAUCCUGUGAAGUUAAAGAUCUCGAAUAUAUUACUGGCUUUGAAAGAAAACAAUUUAAAAACAGCAAAUCAGCUUCAUGUAUCUUUAAUGGUUGACCAUACACAUGAGGUGAACCAUUUUAUGGUUGCUAUAAAACGAUUGGUACAGGAACAACAGAACGAAUCAGAAUCGUCCAAUCAGGAGACAGCAUCUCAAGACACUAUGCCACAAAUACCACUCUUUAAACCUCCACCUGUUGAGAUUGCACCAAAAAUACCCUGUUUUGCAACAGACCAACCUUCAACUGAUACCCCUCAGAGACCAGUUGAAGAUGGCUGAAUGAGGGAGCCAACUCCUUCGCAGUUCCUUAUUCUGCUAAUAUUUGUUAUUUAGUGACUUUAUUUAUUGUUUUUACUGUAAUAUACUCCAAUGGACAUUUUAUUAUUGCAUUAGGGUGUGAUAAUCACAUUGGUCUAUAAACAAACUCAUUGGUUAAUGUUUUACUUAUUAACAAAACUAAGGCAAUGCCAUGCAGUGUGUAAUGUGGGAUAUUUAGCAGGAUAGCACAUCCAAUAUAUAUCCUUGUUAGAUUUAAAACUGUAGUGGGAUCACAGAGUCAGAUUUUGUCUCAUUCAAACAACGAUGCAAUAAGAUAUAAUGCUAUAUGAUAAAAUGAUAUAAUGCUAUGAUUUAAGGACAUAUUAGUACAUAUAGUAAAAUUUUAUUUUCUCUUUCAUGUGAUAUACAAAUUCUCACUAAUAGAAGCCUUAAUUUAUAAAGCAGUAUAUAAAUUAUCUAGCACAAAUAUUGAGGAUUGUUCUUGUCUACAGAAAGAUGGAUUCUUCACAAAAUUCUUAUGUAAACUGGGGGUGUCUUAUAAGGUGAAAAAAGUGUAGUAUGGGGAUGUUAGUCUGGAAUAACUGUUACUAUUUUAAUUAUGAUUUCAUUUAGUAAAACUACUCUUUACAAUUAUAUUCCAAAUAGUAUACAAAAUGAUCAUCAGCCAUGUACUUUUCAGUUAAAUCAUUCAUUACAACAUUGGGAUUUGGAUAUUGCAUAAAAUUUCUCACCAGACAUAUUUUUAAGUGCAAUGGAAUCAUGCCUUUCUCUUAAAUUUUAAAUGCUAGGUAUCCAACGGUUUCAGAAUGUCCAUUCAUAGACAAGAAUUUACAAAUUUCAGCAGAACUUAAUUUAGAUCUCAAUUUGGAAUAUGCUUACAUGAAAUUGUGAAUUAUAUCAGAUGGUUGUUUUAUAACUUAUUAAACCAAAAAACAUUUGUUAUUAAAGAGGGCUAUUUUCACAUGUUUUGGAUUGGAAUUUUUUUAGGGAAGUGUGUUCAUAAUUAAAUGAAUAUAACAAAAGUUUAUUUUUUAAAUUAAAUUUAUCUAUGCAAAACCAUUCUUAGACCAUCCUUACCAUGACCGUAAGCUUAAUAUUUUCUGAAAAAAGCCUUUUUUGAGCAUUUGUUUGGUUUUGAUAAUAAAGAAGAAUCUGAGAUAAAUAUUUCUUGUUUCUGAAACUUUAUUGUCCUUGGAAAGUUAACUCAUUGAACCACUGAAUAUGUUAAUUUCAGUUUGGCUGGUACAUAUUUAUACUUCAACUUGACCAUCUAAAGUUAUUGUAAAGAUCAACUUAAGAGAUAAAUAUUCGAUUUGCAAGCUUAAUAAGUAUAUCCGAAGAAGAAUGCAUCAAAAGACUUUGGUAUAUUGAAAUAACUGAUCAUUACUGAUAAUACAGGCAUUUGGACUAUAGGAAUUACUCCCUCAAAACACUAUAUCAAAUGUGUCUUUUCAUAUUAGUUAAUAUAACACUUGAACAAAGUAUGUUUCAUUGAUCAAUAACUUAAUGUUCAAGCUUAUAGCAAGCUGUGACACCAUACUAUAUUCAAAUAUUUUUAUAAUCAGUAGCGUGGAGUUGGUCGUUUAGAGCUGAACAUCAGAUGACUUCCAUCCUCAAAUUAAAUCUUUUCUUAGUGUUGUCUCAAUUUAUACUAGCUAAUGUCACAAUAUGUCUGUUGAGAAUAAUAUCAACUGAUGAAUCUAACAGACUAUUAAACUAAUUUAAUAGAUACAUCAUUAGGCUUAAAUUCUCACAUGAUAUUAAUUCACCAAGACUUAAUAAUGGUAACCUCAAUCCAUUCAUCACUAGACAUAAAGCACAUGAUUUAAAGUCACACAUCCUCUAGAAAUGUAAAGUAGUAUCAUCAACUGAUCAACCCAAUAUCAGACAUAAGUCACAUAAUGUUAUACUUCAGUCACAUAACCACUAGCUGUUUAUAUCUUAAAACCAUUAGUAAGUCAACUUAAACUCUAUGAUACUGUGCAUUGACCUCAUAGUUUCAUGGAUCU
Messenger RNA from Lottia gigantea (owl limpet), 2851 nucleotides. RefSeq lists its product as hypothetical. The transcript is spliced from 5 exons. Gene Ontology annotation, biological process: regulation of transcription by RNA polymerase II. Lineage: Eukaryota; Metazoa; Mollusca; Gastropoda; Lottiidae. The annotation marks the transcript as partial. The record is from RefSeq and is a predicted model, not a curated record. Gene Ontology annotation, cellular component: nucleus.